Messenger RNA from Oncorhynchus mykiss (rainbow trout), 1618 nucleotides. RefSeq names its product RCC1 domain containing 1 (gene rccd1). Lineage: Eukaryota; Metazoa; Chordata; Actinopteri; Salmoniformes; Salmonidae. The record is from RefSeq and is a predicted model, not a curated record.
AUCGAACGGAUCAAAUUCUCUCACACCCAUCUCCAACAUCGUAUGGAGCUGGAGGCAAGAGAGGAAAAUGACCAGGAAGAUGCUCUACAAAUGUCGGCGCGUUUCCGAGGUGAGCAGGACGACUAUGGGGUUACGUCCGGAUGCCACCAGGCUGCAAGCAAAGUCGUGAGAAUAGGAAUAUUGGGCCAGGGACACAAACAUGUGGAUUUCUGAGGAAUGGAGGGAACAAAUAGAAAGAAGAGGUCGAAGAGAAUGAGGAAAACAGAGGUUUGGAUUUGAAUUUGAGGAAGAUGGGGUGUUGAAUAAGACUGGUGUCAAGUGCAAACAGAGUGGGCUGUGCGCCAGCCCAAAUUCUGGAGGUGAAAUGGAAGUGAAUGAGGGCGAGUUAAGUGAGGUGGAAAUUGUCUUGAAGAACUCGAAACAUGAGCCUGGCAUCAAUGGACAUGAUAAAGAAGAAUCUGGUCCAGUAGGAGUGACAUUUUUGUAGAAAGGGGAUCCUUACUUUUUAGCGGAUCCAUUAUUGGUUUCUGGGUGGAUGAGAAAGGAGGUGAUGGAAGGCUGUGUUUGGCAGGUUUUGGAGUAGGGACCCCCAGUCAGAAAGGAUGUGGCGGCUGUGUAGAGGAAAGCCGAGGGUGCCAGGAUGCACAUAUCAGCGAGGGAUAUCUGGCCCUGUCUUUCACAGACAGAGUAGAGUGCUGGAACUCUGAGCGAAAUGAGAAGAAACCAGGGUGGAGUAUGGUGAUUCCAGAUAAUACUGGGCCCUCACUAGCAUUCCCAUUAGUUCCAGGAGGGUACAUAGCUUCCAAUCCUCCCUUUUACCGCCCACUUUCCCCACAACUACUGGCUGUUAGCCUGGCACUAGGCACAGAGCACGCAGUCCUCCUCACUGCAUCUGGAGACAUCUACACCUGGGGCUCAGGCAGCCAUGGGCAGCUGGGACAUGGGGACCUGAGCCCGCAGGAGGAGCCCAGAGCAAUGGAGGCACUAAUGGGUAUGUCCAUGAGCACUGUGGCCGCCGGGGGUUGGCACUCUGUCUGCACCAGUGCUGGGGGAGACCUGUACGUGUGGGGCUGGAAUGAGAGUGGCCAGGUGGGACUGCCAUCACGAGCCCUAAGAGGAGAGCAGCAGAAGAGCCAGGACACAGGUGGUGCCAGCACAUGUAAAGAUGAAGAGGAGAGCUACGACGACGUGUUCAUAUCAAUACAGGCCUUCCCAGCCCUGGUGGAUGUUACUCAGUCAUGCGAGGUCAGCAAGAUCAGCUGUGGGUCGCGUCACACUGCGGCAGUCACAAGUACAGGUGAUCUCUACACUUGGGGCUGGGGUGAAUACGGCCAGCUGGGACAGGGGACUGAGAACAGUUCAGACGAGCCAAGAAGGGUAGAGUUUUUCAAGGACCAGGGGCUGCGUGUGGUGGAUGUAGUGUGUGGACCAUGGAACACUUUUGUUUCUGCUAUCAAAGAGGACCCCUCUCUCCAUCCUGACACAAAUAUCAUUAAUCCUCUAACCAAGAACGACAUAGAAUGGAAAAACUGCCUGUAGGAGUUGAGCACUAAGGACAGUGCACAGAUUGAUUGACUAGCUGCUUGUUUCAGACAAAUAAAGUAAAGUCAGUGACUAA